Messenger RNA from Scomber japonicus (chub mackerel), 1572 nucleotides. RefSeq lists its product as uncharacterized. The record is from RefSeq and is a predicted model, not a curated record. Bases 1 to 1572 code for a protein of 523 amino acids. The transcript is spliced from 16 exons. NCBI's taxonomy places the organism in Eukaryota, Metazoa, Chordata, Actinopteri, Scombriformes, Scombridae.
AUGGCGACCGUUGAGGUUUUACUCUUCGUCCUCUUCAGUCAAGCGUUCGUAUCCAGACGACAGGAAGAGCGACACAGAAGAGACUUCCUGAACUCUACAGAAUUCCCGGCGGAGCUCAUCGACCCGGCAGCCAUCGACCUCACGCCCCUCGUCAAUACUUUAAUAAAUUCAAGCCAAUCAGGCUCUCGGCAGCUCUUCUCUCUCCUCAGCGUGACGUCCUACAGUUCUCUGGCUCUACAUAAACUCACCCUGCUGGUCUACAACAUUUCCAGCAUUCGAGGUUUAGAAAGCAACAUGUUGAGGAGGCGAUUCUGCUACUGCGUCACAAAUGACACCAACGAUUUAACAGACUUCACGGCCAUCCUGUUGGACGUGAUGGGAAACUCAACAAGUUAUCUACAUGAGCUCUUUAAAUCUUCCUCCAUAUUAUCAGUAAGCCAGAAGAACAACUCGGCCUGUAUCUACAUCUGUGUGAUGGCAGGUAAGAUGGGCAGAGAGCUGCCGGAGCUGUGGGAGGUCGGCUCCGUCACUCCGCUCUUCAACCAGACCAUCGUUGAAGGUCCACACACAGCUAACGUCUCCUCGAUCAGACUUCCUCUCGAAUGGCACCAACUGCCCACGAAUCUGAGUCACAUCUCGCCAUCUGGGAUGAGCUCCAUGUUAACCAGCAGAGUUCAUUCUACCGCACAUGACAACAGCUCCUCAAACUACUACGACCGUUGUAAGAAACUACACGAGUCAAACUACAGCAGAGAGACCGCGGACGACGCAGAAAGCGACGACGCAAAGAGGAGAGACGAUACAACCAACAACGACACAAAGAGAGACGAUACAACACAUGACGACACAAAGAGAGACGAUACAACACAUGACAACCCAAGGAGCAAGAACCCAAACGACACAAAGAGCGACAACCCAACAAAUGAUGACGCAAAGAGCAACAACCCAAAGAGAAACCACACCAGUGAUGUCACAAAGAUUGACGACACAACAUAUGACGAUGCAAAGAGCAACAACCCAAGGAGCAACUACGCAAACGACGCAAAGAUCGUCAACGCAACAAAUGACGACACAAAGAGCAACGACCCAAAGAGAAACCACACCAGUGAUGUCACAAUCUACAGAAAAACCAACAACUCUUCCCACGACAUCAACGCCACCAACCACAACCCUGCAAGUCACCACUGUGUCGGUUCCAGAUACCGGUCACCUGUGGGAACUACGGUGGCUGAGAGGGUCACAAGAAGACCUACAACACCCAGCAAGUCUGUGGAAGCAGAGAAAGCAGGUUGCCCUUGGAGACGACAGGAGCUGACGUACGACGACGUCUCCGGCAGCACGACGACGGUCGGAGCUCACAAGCUGCAGCCGUGCGUCCUCGAGCUCUGCAAGUUCUUCUCUCAGUGUCUCUGCAGACCCUUCAGCUACAAGACCCGCAUGAAAAGAUACUGUGACGACAGCCACCUCUGGUACGAGAAACACACGUUUGAGGUUUGCCGACGAGUCAGAAGAAUCUCCUUCUCCAGAAAUCUGAAACAGAGAUGCCUGACGAGGAUGUGCAAUAAACUGUGA